Molecule: messenger RNA, 780 nt
Organism: Helobdella robusta
Lineage: Eukaryota; Metazoa; Annelida; Clitellata; Rhynchobdellida; Glossiphoniidae
Exons: 7
Biological process (GO): cellular response to misfolded protein; proteasome-mediated ubiquitin-dependent protein catabolic process; protein polyubiquitination
Cellular component (GO): cytoplasm; Z disc
Molecular function (GO): ubiquitin protein ligase activity; protein-folding chaperone binding
Source: RefSeq, a predicted model, not a curated record
UUAAAAGAAAAAGGCAACAAGUUUUUUUUUGCUAAGAAGUUUCCAGAGGCCAUCAAAUGCUACACAAAAGCCAUUGAUCUAAACCCAAAUAUGGCAGCAUUUUACACUAACAGAGCACUUUGUAAUCUCAACCUUAAACAGUGGACACUCGUCUGCCAGGAUUGCAGAAUCGCCAUUGACCUUGACCCCAAUAAAGUGAAAGGUUAUCUAUAUAUGGGUCAAGCACUGAUGGAGAUGAGAAUGUAUGAUGAAUCAAUUGCAUCAUUAACAAAAGCUAAUGACCUAGCAUCCAAUCAAAAGCACUGUUACACGGACGAAAUACAUACGCUUCUGAGGUUGGCCAAGAAGAGAAAACUUCUAGCCAAUGAGGAAGCAGAAUACAAAUCCAUCACCGAAUUACAAACAUUACUUUCAAGGCUUUUAGAGGAAAAAAAAGAAAGGUUUGCUCUGAUUGGUCUGCUGGCACAUUUGGCUUUUUCUUAUUGGUUGAUAAAAUUAAUGAGAGCAGAAAUGACAGAUUUGUUUAAAAAAGCAGAAAUCUUGAAAAAUAACAGGAAUAUUCCAGAUGUGAUGUGUGGCAAAAUAAGUUUUGAACUAAUUAGAGAUCCCGUUAUAACACCAGGGGGAAUAACGUAUGAUAGGAGGGACAUAGAAGAACAUUUAUUGAAAGUAGGUCACUUUGACCCAAUUACGCGCUGUCCUCUGUCCUUUGAUCAGCUGAUUCCAAAUGCGGCCAUGAAGGAGGUUCUAGAUAAAUACAUUAAGGAUAAUCCCUGGUCU